Messenger RNA from Phlebotomus papatasi, 2493 nucleotides. RefSeq names its product moesin/ezrin/radixin homolog 2 (gene Mer). The record is from RefSeq and is a predicted model, not a curated record. Gene Ontology annotation, cellular component: plasma membrane; filopodium; cytoskeleton. NCBI's taxonomy places the organism in Eukaryota, Metazoa, Arthropoda, Insecta, Diptera, Psychodidae. Bases 215 to 1918 code for a protein of 567 amino acids. The transcript is spliced from 7 exons. Gene Ontology annotation, biological process: regulation of cell shape; positive regulation of protein localization to early endosome; regulation of organelle assembly. Gene Ontology annotation, molecular function: cell adhesion molecule binding; actin binding.
UCAGACAUUCCUUGAAACGUCACUGAAAAAAAACUCAAGUGCCUCGAGAUUUUUUUUUGUAAAGGACUAAAAACUAUGAAAUAAUCCUUCUUCCACGUAGUUUAAAGUGCAAAUAGUUAGUUAAGGAGUUGAAGAAAAAGUGAGUGAGUGAAGAGUGAUUGCAGGUGUAGCGGAAGUGGUGGAAAAAGUGUCUGAAAAUCGGCAUGAUUGUGGAAUGCAGCAACUGAAGUAUCGAGGCGCGGUUGCACAAUUUUCGGGUGGAGAAAAUCAGUUGCCACACAUUCCAAAGGGGGAAGCUCUGGCUGAGAGAGAUUUUGUGUCUUUAGGUUGGAAUAUGGUGGAUAUCCUGAAAAUGCGCCCCUUCCGUCGAAAGAAGUCCAAGAAGCAACUCCCCGUGAAGGUGAUCACAUUCGAUUCUGAGCUGGAAUUCCAUCUGGAACAUCGAGCUACGGGGCAAUUUCUCUUUGAAUUGGUUUGUCAGACAAUUGGUCUGCGGGAAACCUGGUACUUUGGGCUGCAGUAUGAAGAUUCCAAGGGUAAUCUGUCGUGGCUGAAGAUGGACAAAAAAGUCCUCGAUCAGAGUGUCAAUUUGUCCAAUGAAGGUGGAUGCGUCUUUAUGUUCUAUGCCAAAUUUUUUCCCGAAAAUGUCAAUGAGGAACUUGUCCAGGAAAUCACUCAGCACCUGUUCUUCCUCCAAGUGAAACAGGGCAUCCUCUCCAUGGACAUUUACUGCCCACCCGAAGCUUCAGUUCUCCUUGCCUCGUACGCUGUCCAAGCCAAAUACGGCGAUUACGAUGAGGAGAACUGCAAACCAGGCCUUCUGGCUAGUGAAAAUCUUCUUCCACAGCGAGUCAUUGAUCAAUAUCAGAUGACUCCGCGAAUGUGGGAAGAUCGUAUCAAAAUCUGGUACUCAGAUCACAAGGGAAUGUCCAGGGAUGAGGCAGAGAUGGAAUAUCUCAAAAUUGCUCAGGAUCUCGAUAUGUACGGAGUUAAUUAUUUCCCUAUAACUAAUAAGAAAAACACCGAGCUCUGGCUCGGUGUGACAGCAAUGGGACUGAAUAUCUACGAGAAGAAUAACAAAUUGCAGCCAAGGACAACGUUCCAAUGGUCAGAAAUCCGGCAUAUUGGCUUCGAUGACAAGAAAUUCACCAUAAAACCAGUAGAAAAUAAAUCUCCCAAUUUCAUCUUCAUCUCCCAGAAGCUCAGAAUCAAUAAAUUGAUUCUCGAUUUGUGCGUUGGGAAUCAUGAUCUCUUCAUGCGACGGAGGAAACCAGACACAAUGGAGAUUCAGCAGAUGAAGGCUCAGGCCAAGGAAGAGAAGCAACGAAGACAAAUUGAGCGCAAUAAAUUGUCUAGGGAAAAACAACUGAGGGAACAAGCAGAACGGGAUAAGGCCAAUUUAGAGCAGAGAUUGAUGCAACUCCAGGAAGAGAUGCAGAAUGCCAGUGAAGCUCUCAGACGCUCAGAGGAAGCGGCAGAGAUUUAUGCAGAAAAGAGUAGAGUGAAUCAGGAGCAGAUGAUUCUGACAGAACACAAAGCGCACACUUUCAAGCAAGAGAUGAAUCGCUUAAGAGAGACAGCGCUCAAAACUGAGAAGGAGAAGGGUGACUUGGAGAAGAGGAUCAGGGACACGGAAUUCUACGUGGCAAAAUUGACUGAGGAGAAGGAGAAGCGUUCAGCAGAGGCGGACAAACUCAAGAAGGAGUUGAUGUACGCCAGAGCAGCUGAACGCGAUGCCACGCAGAAACUUCUAUCAUUCCUCAGCCGAAGUGUCAAUCAAAGUUCCUCCGUUGAGCCAUCUAUCAGUGGCAGUGAUGUCACUGAAUCCCAGAUCCUCGACGUUGAACUCUGCCACUAUGACGUCAUAGCGGGAGGGGACAUGGAGGAGAUUGACCGGGAAAUAGAGAAGGAGCGGUAAGGGCACUCUGCUGCGCCUCAGAAAAAAAAAGAAAAAUCGGGACUCAUUACCCUGAUUUGUUUGCAGUGUUGAAUGCUUGGAGAAAUCCAAGCAGGUUCAGCAUCAACUGCGGGAGCUUCGGUCUGAGAUUGAGCUGCUGAAAAUUCAGGAGAAUCAGUGCGUGCUGGACAUCAUAAAUGCUGACCAGUUGCGCCAGGGUGAGACGAAGUACUCAACACUGAAGAAGCUCAAGUCCGGCUCCACAAAGUCCAGAGUGGCCUUCUUUGAGGAGCUGUGAGUGCUGGGGCUUUGAUUUGGGGUGGGUAGAGAAAUGCUCUCUGGUGCCUUUAAUGUGCCUGUCCGUAACACUUUUUUUUGUACAUUUUCUACAAAAGAAAAAUGAUUAACAGAUAAAAAGUCUUCGAUAUAAAUUAUUUUUGUACCUACUCCACAAGAAAACACUCUUUAAAAAAUGAUAAAAAAAACAAACCUUUCCGAAAAAAAGCAAAAUUCCUGCAAUUCUUUUUUUUAGUAAUAACCCACAAAAAUAGAGUUUAUUUUAGCGAAAAAAAUAUAUGAUACAAUUUUAGAUAAAA